Physella acuta is the source of this 477-nucleotide messenger RNA. RefSeq names its product protein NEL-like. Gene Ontology annotation, molecular function: protein binding. The record is from RefSeq and is a predicted model, not a curated record. NCBI's taxonomy places the organism in Eukaryota, Metazoa, Mollusca, Gastropoda, Physidae.
ACACUCAGUAUCAAGACUUUAUUUUUGUUUUAUUUAACUUCCAACACCAUACGACGAUGAUGAAAUACGUUCUUGUUCUGGUCUUACUGGCAGCAGCAACUGUCACAGCAGACGACACAACAGCAGACGACACAGCAGCAGAUGUUGCAGGUAAUGAAGGAACAGAUGAAUCAGAAGGUACCUGUGAGAUCGAUGGCGUCACCUAUCAGUACAAUGAUGAACUCCCCUCUGAUAAUCCCUGUGCUAUAUGUACCUGUCGCGGCCAACCAACACCCAGUUGCUUUAGCAUUUACUGCGACUGGCCAGAUUGCCCUGAAGGCUACGAGAUCUUCUACCCAGAAGACGAGUGCUGCCCUGGAUGUCAGCCCAUCCCGUAAAGUGUAGAGAGUGACCCCUUGUCUAACGAUGGCCUGAAGAGGAUUUUAUCAUCGGUAAAAAACUAAAACACGAAUCACUAAUAAAAUAGUUAAAUCAUGG